Messenger RNA from Solea senegalensis (Senegalese sole), 4509 nucleotides. RefSeq lists its product as uncharacterized. The record is from RefSeq and is a predicted model, not a curated record. The transcript is spliced from 12 exons. Gene Ontology annotation, molecular function: protein binding. The coding region runs from base 857 to 4342 and encodes 1161 amino acids. Lineage: Eukaryota; Metazoa; Chordata; Actinopteri; Pleuronectiformes; Soleidae.
AGCUCCUAGUGUAAACUAGUUGUGUUUAGCUGCUGGUGUUAGCUAUAUAAUACGCGCGCUAACAUUAGCAGCUCGCGAUUUUUUUUUACAGUUUAUUACAAUAACUGUUUGCUGCUACCGUUAGCUACUCGCGGUUAGCUGCUAACUUAGCAAUAUAAUGGGCGAGCUAACAUUAGCGCUAACGUUAGCGAUCGCUAGCUGCUAACAUUAGCAGCUAGCGAUCUUUUUAAGACAAUUAUAUAAGACAAAUUAUAUAAGGCACAAAGUCUAAUAGUCUAGAAAUGUAUAAAUAUAAAUGAAAUGAUACAUUUUUGUCUACUUUUAUAAAAAAUACCCAUCUUUACAUGCUACUAUAAUGAAAUUAAACUGUAUAUCAACUCCCUAAAAUUGAAAAUGAAAUCCAAAAGUGCUAGAGCUUUAUAAAUUAACUCUUUAACUAAUUAAGUGACCUCUUUUUUAUCUUUGCUUAAAUAAGGUAAUUAUUUUCAUUAUUAAUUAAAAUUAAACAUGGGAAAAGUGACCUGAAAUGACAUCUGUUGAAGUUUUUUGAUAAAUGAAAUUAACUUGACAUUCAUUAGGGGCAAAUAAUGAUGUUAUUGAUCUACUUUAAGCAAAGCUAUUUCAUUUUGACACACAAACAAACACACAAUCUCACACACCUAUAGCCUGAUAAAGAGAGAAGAGGACAACAUGCCAUAAACCUAGAGGAAACUCUACUGUUUGUUUUCAAAAAUUGUUUUAUGUAUAUCAGCAGUUAGCAAUCUAGGCAACUCAUGACAAUAUAAACUGAACUCAUUGAACAAAUCUCUUAUAUCGUAUGUGUAGUAAUAAUUAAAAAUAUUUUCACAGAGCCAUUAUGUCCAAAAGGAGGAGAAGGAUAAAGCCUGUAGAUGAUGCAAAGACAUAUAUUCUGUCUUGCACUGACAAGUCUGGAUUUAUGUCAAGACUCAUAGACAGUUUCAAAGGAAGAGGAGUGUUUGCUACGCAGCCCAUUGAACCAGGGGACUUUGUUUUGGAGUACAGGGGUAAACUCCUCACACAGGAAGAAUGCCAGUCACUAACGUACUCAGAGAUUGACUCCACAUUUCUCUUUGAUUUUGAGUGGCAGAACCGUCACUUGUGCCUUGAUGCAUCUAAAGAAGAUGGAUCUCUUGGAAGAUUAGUCAAUGACAACCACAAAAAUCCAAAUUGUGUCAUGAGAAAAAUCAUAGUAAACAACAAGCCGCACUUGUGCCUUUUUGCCCUGAAGAAAAUAGAGAUAGGAUCUGAAAUUGACUACAGCUAUGGUGAUGCAAAAUGGCCUUGGCGCAGUAUGGUGAAGACUCCUGCAGCAGCAGAGACAGAGACCAGCCCUCUACCUCAGAUGUUCCACAUGGAAUCAAAGCCAGAUGAGACUAACGUACAGGUGAAAGACCCUCAGACUCCUGCAGCAGCAGAGACAGAGACCAGCCCUCUACCUCAGAUGUUCCACAUGGAAUCAAAGCCAGAUGAGACUAACGCACAGAUGGACAGUGGACCAGAGGUUUCUCGUCAUUUGUGCGAUUCAGAUGAAACUGUUCUGAAAGAAGCCUGUGAUGAGGCUUCUCCAAACAACCAUUCCAGAGAGCAAUCAGAUGAUGAACUUGUUCCACCUCUGAGACGCACAAAAAGCAUUAUGAUGGAUCGACUACAAGAUUUUGCUGGCUGUCUCUACGAUUCAAGUGAUGACAGCACAGAGGGCACUUUGAUUUCUAAGCCUGAAAGGGAUUCACAGAGGCUGAGAAGAUGCUCUCGCCAUCCUAUUCAGGUGCCUCUUGUGGAAUCAGAUAACUCUAACAUUGGCAGUGAAGAUGAGUACAUUCCAUGUCCCAAGGACGAAAGCACAGAAAGUGAUAGCAGUUUGGAAUUAACCCUGGAAGAUAAAAAAAGGAACAAAGGUGCAUCUAGUGAGAGCAGAAGAAAGUCUUCCAGUCGGAGCAAGUUUAUGCCCAGGGAGAGUGGAAGUGAGUCCUCCAAGCAGAAAAGAAGCAGGUCUUCCAGUCGGAGUCAGCUUGAUUUUAGCCAGAAGAGACCCUUUAAAACAGGUCAUGACCCCACACAAAUAUUUCCGAAUAGCAGAGUUGAUGGUAAUGAAAAGAAAAUAGUUGCAACAUAUUCUAAAAAGGAUGUGAGUGUUUCAAUGCCCCUGGAAGAAGAGCAGUCUAUGUAUGUCAAUCCAGUAUUAAAGAAGAUGGAUGGGUCUAGAAGCUACAACAAAAAACAUUUCUGCUUUUAUUGCAGAAAGUUUGUCCAGAAAAUGUCAAGGCACUUGUGGCGUAAACACCAAGAUGAAACAGAUGUUGCAAAAGCAUUCAGUUUGCCAAAGAACUCAAAAGAAAGGAAACUGCAGUUGGACUAUAUACGAAAUAAGGGGAACUUUGAGCACAAUAGUGAGGUUUUGGAGACACAGAAAGGCAAACUCAUCCCAUGGAAGCAACCACAGAAAAAAUCUGAAGGACAGGAAUUUGCACAUUGUAUUCACUGCUAUGGUUUGUUCUCAAGAAGAGCAAUGUGGCGGCAUUUUCAGGUUUGCAACUUCAAACCUGAGAGUAGUAAACCUGGUAAAACUCGUGUUCUAUCUUUGUGUGCUUUCGCUGAACCUGCUCCACCUGGAUUUAAUGAUGCUUAUUGGAAGUUCUUAAGUGUUAUGAAUCAAGACAGGAUUGCAGUUGCUAUUAAAGAAGACCGCUGUAUUCUUGAAUAUGGUUACAGACUGUUCAGGAAGAACGAGAAGGUGGUCAGUCAACACCAGUAUAUUCGGCAAAAACUGAGAGAGCUUGGCAGGCUGUUAUUGAAAGCAAGACAAGUUACACAUGUGAAGACCAUCCAAGAACUCAUAAAACCUGAACACUACAGUCAGGUGGUCACUGCUGCAAAGAGCCUAUCUGGAUUCAGUGAGCAAACUGGCAAAUACCAAUGUCCGUCUCUUGCUCGCAAGGUUGGACACAGCUUGUAUUCUUUGGCCAUGUUUAUCAAGUCCGAAGGCCUGAAAAAGAAAGAUAAACAAGCUACUCAAGAUGCUGAGGAGUUUGCGCUGCUUUAUCAAGAAAGUUGGAGAUUUGACAUUGCAAGCCAAGCAUUAACUCAACUUGACCAGACCAAAUGGAAUGCUCCUCUACUGUUACCUUUCACACAAGAUAUUCAAAAGUUUCAUUGUCAUCUAGCUGAGAAACAGCAGCAACAUUUGAAUGAUCUGCAAAAACACUCAUCACCAUCAAACUGGAAGGAGCUUGCAAAAGUUACCCUCACACAAGUUGUACUGUUUAACCGGCGGAGAGGAGGGGAAGUGUCCAGGAUGCUUCUGUCUGCGUAUCUAUCAAAGGACACAUCAGACACACAUGGUGAUGUUAGCUUGGCCCUUACACCGCUUGAACAGAAGCUGUGCAAGCAUUUUGUAAGGAUUACAAUUGUAGGAAAGAGAGGAAGAAAGGUUCCAGUUCUUUUAACCCCAAUCAUGAGAGAGUCACUUGAUGCUCUGACUGAGAAGAGAGAAGAAUGUGGAGUGCUGUCUGAAAAUGGAUAUCUGUUUGCAUUACCUCACUCUGUCCAUUACAUAAGGGCUUGUGACUGCAUAAGGCAGUUUGUGAACGAAUGUGAUCACCUUGAAAAUCCUAAAGCAUUAACAUCAACAAGACUAAGGAAACAUAUCGCCACCCUCUCUACUGUAUUGAACCUUAAGACCACAGAACUCGAUCAGUUGGCAGACUUCCUUGGCCAUAAUAUUGCUGUCCACCGAAAGCACUACCGCCUUCCGGAGGGCACCCUCCAGUUGGCCAAAAUCAGCAAAGUGCUUCUGGCAAUGGAACAGGGACGCCUAGGAGAAUACAAAGGAAAGAGCCUGGAUGAAAUUCAAGUUGACGUGAAUGAGACCAUCGGCAUAGAGGGGCCUUUAGAAGAGGACAUUGAAGGAGAACAGGGGUCAGAAGAUGAGAGUAUGUCAUCCCUGAACAUCUGUACCUCAACAUCACAAGUCCAAAACCAGAGAGUGUCUCCAACAGAUGUCAGUAUGCCAGGACAACAGGGGUCAGAAGAUGAGGUCAGCACAUCAUCCCUGCAAGAAUGUACCUCCACAUCACAAGUCCAAAACCAGAGUGUGUCUGCAAGAAAGAGAGGUAAGCAAGCUCCUGUGAGACGUUGGACACCAGAGGAAAUUGCUGCAGUAGAAAAACACCUGAAGAAGUUCAUUGUGAGGCAAGAUGUUCCAGGUAAAGCGGACUGUGAGCGCUGCAUUGCUUCAGAACCGCAAGCACUACAAAAAAGAGACUGGAAAGCAGUCAAAUAUUUCAUCAAAAAUAGAAUAACUACCAUGAGAAGAAAAUUCUAAUGGAAGCAGUUCAACGAUCAGAGGUAUGGACACACAUUUUCAGUUUGGGUCCUAUACUUUGUUUAAAUGUUUUGAAAUGUACUGUAGUUUAAAGUAGCUGCUGUGGUUUUAGCAGUCAACAACACAUUAAACAAGUACAUGUUUGGCAAAGUCAAAUGUUUGUUUAU